AUGACUUCUGAUGUUCACAAUGAAACCCUGGGGAACUGGUUCAAAGUCACAAUUCCGAAUGGAAGAAAGUAUGACAAGACAUGGUUAAUGAAGUCAAUCCAGAACCUCUGCAGUGUGCCAUUCAGCCCUGUGGAUUUCCACUAUGACAAACACCAAGCCCGGUUCUUUGUCCAGGAUGCUAGAACUGCCUCUGCAUUGAAGGAUGUCAGCUACAGGAUUUGUGAUAACACAAACAGAAAGAUAUCUAUCUUUGUCACUCCUUCUGUUGUACCUUAUUCUGUGAAAAAUAAAUUAACAUCAAAACAAAUGGAACUGCUAAAGGUGACUGUGAUGAAACGAUAUGAUGCUUCCCACAAAGCACUGGACCUCGAGAAACUUCGCUUUGACCAAGAAUUAAUGGACAACGAUAUUGACAUGAUGCUGAAUCGAAGAAGCUGCAUGGUUGCCACACUACAAAUCAUUCAAAGCAAUAUACCUGAACUGUUGUCCUUGAACUUGUGCAACAACAAAUUGUACCAGCUGGAUGGUUUGUCUGACGUGAUAGAGAAGGCCCCUCAAGUAAAGAUUCUGAACCUCUCCAGAAAUAAACUCAAGUCAGUUCUGGAAUUGGAGAAGGUGAAAGAGCUGAAGUUGGAAGAACUAUGGCUUGAAGGGAACCCCUUCUGCAACAAAUAUGCAGAUCAAUCUGACUAUAUAAGUGCCGUACGAGACCUAUUUCCCAAGUUGUUGCGCCUGGAUGGUAAUGAACUAGUAGUACCAAAAAGAAUGGAUGUAGAAGUGCCUCAAGCAAGCAAGGAAACCACUAAAGAAUCUGAAUUCAUAAAAAAUCUAAUAGUGCAGUUUUUAAAGGAAUACUACUUGUUUUAUGACAGUGGAGACCGACUCCGUCUCCUUGAUGCUUACCAUGAUGAGGCUUGCUUCUCUUUGGUCAUUCCUUUCAACUUCAAUGACCCAAACAUGAGCAACUUGGAAGAGUAUUUCAAAUACAACAGAGAUAUAAAGAAGAUGAAAGACUCCUACAUGCGACUGCGAUUGCUGAAGCACACAAAACGUGACAUUGUAGAUUCUCUUAGUUUGUUACCCAAAACUCAGCAUGAUUUCUGCUCUUUCUGGGUGGACAUGUGUUUCCACACCGAUAUGAUGCUCUGUUUUUCUGUCAAUGGACUGUUCAAGGAAGUGGAAGGAAAAUGCCAAGGCUGUAUUCGUGCCUUCACGAGGAUCUUCAUUGCUAUCCCGGGAAUGAAUUCAAGAAUAUGCAUCAUAAAUGAUGAGCUGAUUGUGAGGAAUGCCACCCCCAGUGAAAUAAAGAAAGCCUUCAAUUCACAGUCCACACCUAACUCUUCUGUACAGACUCCUCUCUCCGAAGAGCAGCAAGAGAUGGUGAAAUCUUUUUCUGUGCAGUCUGGAAUGAAACUUGAAUGGUCUCAGAAGUGCCUUGACGAUAAUGAGUGGAACUACACCAAAGCUGGUGAAGUCUUCACCAUCCUCAAGAAUGAGGGAAAAAUCCCAAAGGAAUUCUUCAAAUAAGUGCCCUAAGGAGCUUGUGUGGAUAUGGUGGUAUCCUUCCUCGUCCACAUUAUUUCUGUUUAUAAGGCCUUUCCCAUACCUCGUAGUAAAGGCCCAGAUGACCAAAAAACCAAAGCUAAUAUGAAGGCCAGAUAAAAUAGUCCCCUUUCUCCUGGCAAUUACUUUGUUUUGCCCUCAAUAUGUCUGUUAAUUUUCAAAAUAAAGAAAAAUGUUUUA
This is a messenger RNA of Acomys russatus (golden spiny mouse), 1743 nucleotides long. Its product is annotated as nuclear RNA export factor 2-like. Gene Ontology annotation, biological process: poly(A)+ mRNA export from nucleus. Gene Ontology annotation, cellular component: cytoplasm; nucleus. The transcript has 19 exons. NCBI's taxonomy places the organism in Eukaryota, Metazoa, Chordata, Mammalia, Rodentia, Muridae. The record is from RefSeq and is a predicted model, not a curated record. Gene Ontology annotation, molecular function: protein binding; RNA binding. Bases 1 to 1527 code for a protein of 508 amino acids.